Molecule: messenger RNA, 5464 nt
Organism: Lepus europaeus (European hare)
Lineage: Eukaryota; Metazoa; Chordata; Mammalia; Lagomorpha; Leporidae
Gene: CARMIL1
Product: capping protein regulator and myosin 1 linker 1
Exons: 38
Coding region: 302-4573 (1423 amino acids)
Biological process (GO): cell migration; regulation of Arp2/3 complex-mediated actin nucleation
Cellular component (GO): plasma membrane; lamellipodium
Molecular function (GO): protein binding
Source: RefSeq, a predicted model, not a curated record
GCCACGCCGCGCCCCGCAGGGUCCUGCCCGCGCCCGUUCCGCCGCCGGAGCUGCGGGCAGGCGUCAUGUAGCAGGGUAGCAGCAGCAAAGCCACCUCGUAUUUGCAACUCUUUUAUUUUUGGACGGGCGGAGUGGGGUUUGGGGGGGGGGUGGCGAGGCGAAAUUAUAUCUCCGCCCCGUUUUCUUGCCCACUCUGAUCCGCAAGCUGCAUUUGCCUCUCUCAAAACAUCGAGGGGUUGGGGCAGGGCGGGGGCCUCACAUCGGAGCUGGACCCGCAGUCCCCCGCACCUGGAGCGCGACCAUGAGCGAGGAGAGCGCCGACGUCCCCCGGGAGCUGAUAGAAAGCAUAAAGGAUGUUAUUGGCAGAAAGAUAAAAAUCGCAGUGAAGAAGAAAGUCAAGUUGGAAGUGAAGGGAGACAAAGUUGAAAACCGAGUGCUGGUGCUCACGUCAUGCCGUGCCUUCCUGUUGACCACGCGCAUCCCCACCAAGCUCGAGUUAACCUUCAGCUACUUGGAGAUUCAAGGUGUUAUUUGCAACAAGCCUGCUCAGAUGGUGGUGGAGACGGAGAAGUGCACCAUCUCCCUGAAGACGGCGUCGCCGGAGGACGUGAGUGACGUGCUGGCGCACGUGGGCACCUGCCUACGGAGGAUAUUCCCCGGCCUCUCUCCUGUGAGAAUCAUGAAGAAGGUGUGCAUGGAGCCAGCCGAGCGCCUGGCCAGUCUCCAGGCGCUGUGGGACAGCCAGACGGUGGCGGAGCAGGGCCCCUGCGGUGGAUUUUCUCAGAUGUACGCCUGUGUUUGUGACUGGCUUGGGUUUGCGUACAGGGAAGAAGUGCAGUGGGAUGUGGACACGAUCUAUCUGACACAAGACACCAGGGAAUUGAAUAUACAGGACUUCAGUCAUCUCGACCACAGAGACCUAAUACCCAUCGUCGCCGCUCUGGAGUACAACCAGUGGUUCACCAAGCUGUCCUCCAGGGAUCUGAAACUCUCCGCUGAUGUCUGCGAACAGAUCUUGAGGGUGGUGAGCAGAUCCAAUCGACUGGAAGAAUUGGUGUUGGAAAAUGCUGGACUUAGAACAGAUUUUGCACAGAAACUGGCCAGUGCUCUAGCGCAUAAUCCCAACUCAGGACUGCACACGAUUAACCUUGCUGGCAACCCCCUGGAGGACAGAGGUGUGUCCUCUUUAAGUAUUCAAUUUGCCAAACUUCCCAAGGGAUUAAAGCAUUUAAAUUUAUCUAAGACCUCAUUAUCACCUAAAGGGGUGAACAGCCUCUGCCAGUCACUCAGUGCCAACCCCUCGACGGCCUCCAGCCUCAGCCACCUCGACCUCUCAGGGAAUGUCCUGCGCGGAGACGACCUCUCGCACAUGUAUAAUUUUUUGGCUCAGCCAAAUGCCAUCACUCAUCUGGACUUAUCCAAUACGGAAUGUUCUCUGGACAUGGUCUGUGGAGCUCUUCUCCGUGGAUGCCUUCAAUAUUUAGCUGUCCUCAAUCUCUCCAGAGCCGUCUUCUCUCACCGGAAAGGAAAAGAAGUGCCCCCCUCAUUCAAGCAGUUUUUCAGCAGCUCUCUGGCUUUGGUUCAGAUCAACCUUUCUGGCACCAAAUUGUCUCCUGAGCCCUUAAAAGCUCUGUUGUUGGGCCUGGCUUGUAAUCACAGCCUGAAGGGGGUUUCUCUUGAUCUCAGCAAUUGUGAGCUGAGGUCAGGAGGUGCUCAGGUCUUAGAAGGCUGCAUUGCUGAAAUCCACAAUAUCACCAGCUUAGACAUCUCUGACAAUGGUUUAGAAUCUGACCUAUCUACCUUAAUAGUGUGGCUCAGUAAAAACAGAUCAAUACAACACCUGGCCUUAGGCAAAAAUUUUAAUAAUAUGAAAUCCAAAAAUCUGACACCUGUAUUGGACAACUUAGUACAGAUGAUUCAAGAUGAAGAAUCACCUCUGCAGUCCUUGUCCUUGGCCGACUCGAAACUCAAGACCGAGGUCAGCAUUGUCAUCAAUGCCCUGGGCAGCAACACCUCCCUGACCAAAGUGGACAUCAGUGGGAAUGCAAUGGGAGACAUGGGGGCGAAGAUGCUGGCGAAAGCCCUGCAGAUCAACACCAAACUCAGGACUGUCAUCUGGGACAAGAACAACAUCAGUGCACAAGGCUUUCAAGAUAUAGCUGUUGCUAUGGAAAAGAACUACACACUGAGGUUUAUGCCCAUUCCCGUGUGCGACGCUUCUCAAGCCCUGAAAGCAAACCCCGAAAAGACAGAAGAAGCUCUGCAGAAGAUAGAAAAUUAUCUGCUACGGAACCAUGAGACAAGAAAAUACCUUCAGGAGCAGGCCUACCGCCUACAGCAGGGCAUUGUCACCAGCACCACCCAGCAGAUGAUUGACAGAAUAUGUGUGAAAGUACAAGAUCACCUCAACUCCUUACGAAACUGUGGGGGAGAGGCCAUCCAGGAAGACUUGAAAUCGGCAGAGCGGCUCAUGCGUGAUGCUAAGAACUCCAAGACGUUGUUACCAAAUUUAUACCAUGUUGGUGGUGCGUCCUGGGCAGGAGCCAGUGGCUUGUCAUCCAGUCCAAUUCAGGAGACCCUGGAAUCAAUGGCUGGAGAAGUCACGAGAGUUGUAGAUGAACAACUAAAGGCUGCGCUGGAAUCCAUGGUCGACGCUGCCGAGAGCCUUUGUCCCAAUGUGAUGAAGAAAGCGCACAUCCGACAAGACCUCAUUCACGCCGGCACCGAGAAGAUUUCCAUCCCACGCACCUUUGUGAAAAAUGUCCUGUUGGAGCAGUCUGGGAUUGAUAUCCUUAACAAAAUUAGUGAAGUGAAGCUGACUGUGGCCUCCUUCCUGUCUGAUCGAAUUGUGGACGAAAUCCUGGAUGCACUCUCACAUUGCCAUCAUAAACUGGCUGACCACUUCAGCAGGCGUGGCCACGCCCUGUCCCCGCAGGACUCCUAUGAGAUGGAGGUGGCCGAGGAGAAGCCUGCGAAGCGCUCCCUGCUCACCAUGGAGGACCUCACGGAGGUGGAGCGCCUGGAAGACCUGGAUACCUGUAUGAUGACUCCUAAAUCCAAGAGGAAGAGCAUCCACAGCCGAAUGCUGCGGCCCGUGUCCAGGGCCUUCGAGAUGGAGUUUGAUCUGGAUAAAGCCCUGGAAGAGGUGCCCAUCCACAUCGAAGACCCGCCUUUCCCGUGCGUCAGACCCGAGAAGCGAAGCUCAGGGUUCAUCUCCGAGUUGCCCUCCGAGGAGGGGAAGAAACUGGAGCACUUUACCAAGUUACGGCCAAAACGGAACAAGAAGCAGCAGCCCAGCCAAGCCGCGGUCUGUGCUGCCAGUGUGAUCCCCCAAGAUGGUGAACAGAACGGUCUGAUGGGGAGAGUAGAUGAAGGUGUAGACGAAUUUUUCACCAAAAAGGUGACCAAAAUGGAUUCCAAGAGGUGCUCCAGCAGGGGGUCGGAGUCCCAGGAGCUUGGUGACGGAGAUGAGAAGAAAAAGCGAGAUUCUCGAAAAAGCGGCUUUCUCAACCUAAUCAAAUCCCGGUCCCGAUCUGAGCGGCCGCCCGCGGCGCUGAUGGCGGAGGAACCCUGCUCUCCGAAGGGCGCGAGCCGCAGCGCGGCAGGGGACCUUCCUAGGAAGGACGCCAGGGCGGCGGAACACAACGGCACGGCUGAGCGCACCGAGGAGAUCAAAACCCCCGACUCGCUGGAGGAGAGUCAGGGGGAGGAGACGCCGAAGGCGGACCGCAGCGACAGCAGGGGCAGCCCGCAGGGCGGCCGGAGGUACGGCGUGCAGGUGAUGGGCAGCGGGCUGCUGGCCGAGAUGAAAGCUAAGCAGGAGAGGCGAGCUGCUAGCGCGCAGAAGAAGCUGGGAAACGACGCCUUCUCCCAGGAUGCUUGCAGUCCAGCCCUGAGCAGCUCGGAGCAGCGGGCAGAUGGAGGUGGGGCAGUGGCUAAACCGCACCCAGGUCUUGCAGAGAACCGCUUCAGUUUGGGAACUCCGGAGAAGAACAGCAAAGCCGACCCCCGGGCGGAGGUGGGCACGAGGUCUCGCAGCCUGUCCAGCACGCCAACCAGCCCCAAGCCCCUGCUGCAGUCGCCGAAGCCUAGCCUGGCCGCGCGGCCCACCAUCCCACAGAAACCCAGGAGCUCCUCGAGGCCUGAGGACCUCCCAGACUCUCCAUCCGGCCCUAGCUCCCCUAAAGUGGCUCUUCUUCCGCCUAUCCUGAAAAAAGUUCCUUCCGACAAGGAGCGAGACGGCCAGGGCAGCCCCCAGCCCAGUCCCAGGACAUUUUCCCAGGAAGUAGUGCAAAGAGGAGAUUAUUACAAAAGGCAUUCAGAUCAUGGCAGUGGCAAGCCUUCCAGUGGAGGGAAAAGAGCUGCAGAACUGUACCCCGCCAUUGCAGAAGAGGAAGUGACUGCAAUUGGGCACAGGAAGUCACAGCCAACAAAUGUGUCAAGGAGAAGCUGGGGCCAGCAGCCCCAGGAGCAGCAGGAACAGAAGCAGCGGCCCUCCAGCCGAGACGGGCAUCACGGCAGCAAAUCCAGCGACUCCGGAGAAGAAGCAGAGAAAGAGUUUAUCUUCGUGUAAAGGCCGCCCUGCCGUGGUGUUGCCGCAGACGGGGACAGAGCAACACCCCUUAGUCCCAGACGCUCUCUUUGGUGCUUGAUGUCUCCUUUCCUUCCUGCCACCCCCCGCCUCUUUUUGAAUAUAGAAACAGAUUCGUUUCUUGGUAAUCAAAGCACAUUUGUUUGGUCUUUAUCCAACCCUUGACAUUUGAUAACUUGAUUUCUAAACAUUCCUUCUUAUGCCUUCAAUGAAAGCCAGCGAUGAUUCCAUGGGCCCUACUUGAAUUUCUCCGAGGCAGCUACCGAUGGCCCCACAAGGAUGGGUUUUUGGAGGUAAACGACCUAACUGGACACACACAAGGGACAGCGUGCAGCCGACUGGGGAGCUGCUGAGUGUGCUUGUGUCGGAGCUGCACACAACUCGAUAUAGCAAUUUAUUCUUGAUGUAUGCAAUUGCACAUUGUAAUUAUAUUAACAGAGCACACUAAUGAAUAAUUUGUAUAAAUUAUAUAUAUUAGAUCUUGGGUAUGGUUUUUACAUUCUCCCAUGGGGAACUUCCUCCUUCCUGAUGUGGAAUUGUACAUCUAAAGCUUGGUUGGUGACCUCUGCAUACCAUCAACAAGCACAGCUGAGAUUGGAGUGAGAGGCCCGCGGCUGCUUCUCCCACGUGCCCAGAUUACUGUAUAUAGUUGAUUGGAAUGAGGUUUUAUGAAUAUUCAUGUUUUUGGAGGCCUUUAAUUUCUGUCUGCAUAUUAGCUUUUAAUGUGUGAUUUUAAGAGAGAAUACUUUGACACCUGUAAAAAAAAAAAUCAAAAUACUACUCUUUAUAAGACAUUUCACAAAUAUUCACUUACAUUACAAACGGAAGGUAUUUUAUUCAUAUGUAUAUUUAUACCAAUAAAAUGAUUUUACA